Molecule: messenger RNA, 619 nt
Organism: Sinocyclocheilus rhinocerous
Lineage: Eukaryota; Metazoa; Chordata; Actinopteri; Cypriniformes; Cyprinidae
Gene: snx3
Product: sorting nexin 3
Exons: 4
Coding region: 97-585 (162 amino acids)
Biological process (GO): late endosome to Golgi transport; endocytic recycling
Cellular component (GO): early endosome membrane; retromer complex
Molecular function (GO): phosphatidylinositol-3-phosphate binding
Source: RefSeq, a predicted model, not a curated record
CGUGACCGUAUUGGUAUGUCACAUGUCAGCUGUUCCUCAGCUGAUCGGAAGUGCAAUCGAUAGCUGCUUGUUUGCUCAAACCUGUUACGGAAAGCCAUGGCUGAGGCCAUAGCAGACACGAGAAGGCUGUAUACUAAACCACAAAACCUGAGCGAUGCGUAUGGGCCACCGAGUAACUUUCUAGAGAUUGAUGUUUCCAACCCCGAGACGGUUGGCGUCGGUCGGAACAGGUUCACGACAUAUGAGAUCAGACUGAAGACAAACCUCCCUAUCUUCAAGCUGAAGGAGUCACGUGUCCGGAGGAGAUACAGCGACUUUGAGUGGCUGAGAGGAGAGCUGGAGAGAGAAAGCAAGGUGGUAGUUCCUCCUCUUCCUGGAAAGGCUCUGAUCAGGCAGCUCCCAUUCCGUGGGGAUGAUGGUAUAUUUGACGACUCUUUUAUCGAAGAACGGCGGCAAGGUUUAGAACAGUUCCUCAACAAAGUGGCUGGUCAUCCAUUGGCCCAAAAUGAGCGCUGCCUGCACAUGUUUCUACAGGAUGAGUCAGUGGAUAAAAACUACACCCCGUCCAAAGUUAGACAAGCCUGAACCGGUCUGGACUCUAUAUAUACACACACACACA